AUGUAUGCAUUUGAUUGUGUCUUGCAUUUUGCGCUGAGCUUAACUUUCUUACAUAGGAGGAUUGCUGGUCUUCAUCAGAACACAUCGAUCGGAUUGAUAGAUAUAACAAACACAUGGGAACCGCUGGAAGAAGGCCUUCUUCCCAUAGAAACCACUCGCCAUGUUUCGAUAAUCACUAUUACUUUGUCUAAAAAGGAGCUGGAUUCAUCUUCAAUAGGAUAUCAGCCUCCAAUUCCAGCUGAUCAAGUGAAGCCAUCAACCGAGUUCGAGGACAACGGAGGAGGUGAGAUAAUUAUGUACAGUUGAUCAUUAUAUAUUCCUGGUGUAU
Hibiscus syriacus is the source of this 328-nucleotide messenger RNA. RefSeq lists its product as uncharacterized. The transcript is spliced from 3 exons. Lineage: Eukaryota; Viridiplantae; Streptophyta; Magnoliopsida; Malvales; Malvaceae. Bases 1 to 306 code for a protein of 101 amino acids. Gene Ontology annotation, molecular function: RNA binding. The record is from RefSeq and is a predicted model, not a curated record.